AUGAUCACAUCAUUGAUAGUAGAUAUAAUAAAAGACUUACUAUCAUCAAUACCAUCAUAUGUACUCGGUUGUCUACCAGCUAUCGCAACAAUAGGUGCUUCCCCAAUGCGGGGUUUUUUGGAGAAGCUCAUGUGGGUAUUCCGAUGCCUUGGUUGUCCAUUUACAGGGUUGUAUUAUACAUGCAACAUCAGUAAUGAUGAGUCAUCAUUAUGUUUAUACUGGCUUGAAGCAAAAUAUUUUAAAUUUGUAGGCAACCAUGACGAAGAAAAAUCCAAAGUUGAUGGUGACCAAUUAACCUACAGACCUAUCGGAAUUCAUUAUAAAAGUCUAAUUCGUGAAAAAUUCACGAGAGAAAUAAUUAAUAUAAUAGACGAAUGCACGGCACAAGCAUCUGUUCUAGAAAGGCUGUCAUCAUUACCCCCAGCAUAUUAUAUGGGGGUCGGUAUAUUUGCCGGAAUUUCUCGAUUGGUAAUACCUCGCGAUUGUGAAUUCUUGCCACAUAUACCGAUGGCUUUAAUAUGGAUAUUUCCUGCACUUUUCAGGAGAAUAGUUGGAGGAAUCUUAGUUGUAAAGGAUCCUAACGAAAAAUUUAAAAUGUUUGAAGAACAAAGCAAAAGAAUAACUAGUAAGAAGAACAGAAAGAAUAAACGGAAAAAGUUAACGAACAGAACACCUAAAAUACCCGUGAAAUACAGUGAUAAUCCUAAAUAUUUCUACGUAUUUUUGACUGGUUUUAUAUCGAUAAUAAUCCCCUGGACUGUUGUAAUCCUGGCCAAUUUGACGCCUCCAGUUGGCUGUCGUUGCCGAUGCAGAUAUUUAAGUGUUCAGGCCUCCAUAUGGUCAUUUAAUAGUUUAUUGGCAUUAAUACAACAUUGCAUGGGAGAGAAAAGUGUGAAAGGUAAUACGUACCUGCACGCAUGGUUCUUUAUUAGCGGUUUAAUAGUUUUUUUCUUAUUGAUCGGAUUUGUCGUGAUGACCAGCAACAUAUCAAUUUGGGUUAAUAUUUUUGGAAAUUAUUGUGCAUGUACAGUACAAUGA
This is a messenger RNA of Funneliformis geosporum, 1038 nucleotides long. The record is from the annotation of a GenBank genome assembly. Lineage: Eukaryota; Fungi; Glomeromycota; Glomeromycetes; Glomerales; Glomeraceae.